UGGGAGGAUAUAUUAGUCAUUUCAAAUUACUGAGAGACCAAAUUUGUAACGAAACUAACGCAAAAUGACCAUAAAGCUAAAAACGUCAAGGUUCGAACUAAAUUUUAUGAAAAAAUGAUACCACAUGGACCAUUCUUGCAAUUUUGUCUAAAAUUUACCGGUCUCCGACUAUUGCAGUUAAACCGGAAUUCAAUAUUCAUCUUCACCAAAAGACACAAUCGAAAUUUGCAAACCACCCAAUGAAUUAAUUCUCUCCGAAUAUCUUCACCAAAUCUUCAAGCAAACAAGGGUUUCCGGAUUUUCUGUUUCUAACAUCUGAUUCAUAUUUUAGCAGCUCAGCUUCAGCAUUCAACUGUUUGAGAUCAACCAUUUGUUUGUUCUUUUGAAUCAAUUCAAUUACUCGGUACAGAAGUUUCUUUUUGAUUUAGCAUUAGGGCUUCCAGAUCAAUUUCUCCCUAAUCAUCGCGAAGAUUAAUUAUUUCUUAGUUUUUCGCGAUAUCGCAUUCCAAAAUCCCUAAAUACAUCCGGGAUUCUGUGAGUUCAUUUUUUUUUUCUUUUGAAUGUUGGGUUUUGAUCGGAACUAAAAAUCCCAAAUCGGGUGCCAACUAGAUCCAAAUUCGUGAAAUUAGGGUUUAUUCGGUUGGUGAUUUGAAACCAAUCUGAAUGUUGUUUGAUUUUCGUGAGGCUACAAAGGCGUUCUUGUUUAAUUCCGAGGUUAUAUGCCAAUGUUGGUGUGAUUUUAUGCACACAACAUUGGAUGAAAUGGAGAAAGGUGUAUCGUGGAAUGAAAAGAUAGAUUAAGAAACCGAUGGGCGCUAUAAGGGUCCAUUUUGGUAUACUUCUCGCUAUUCUUUCCAUUUUCGAGUUUUCCGAAGGAAAUCACAGAGCUUCGGAGACAGCUUCCUGUAAUGGUGGCGAUUGGAGUUCUCAAAAUCUAGAUGAAAACACCGCAGAGCAAGUGUGGAUAUAUUGUAGGAAAGAGCUUGGAGUUGGAGAAAUCACCAAAACUAUCAACAAAUUCAACCCAAAUCAUGAAGAUAUUGAUACGCCAUCAAGAAAAACACUUAUGCAUAAUGCUCGAAAAGAGUUAUUAUCUCCGGUCAAACAUGAAUCUCUGGUCAAACAUGUAAUCCGAGUUGACUCAGUACCCAAAAACAAGCCUCCGGAUCAUGUGUUGCUACUCGGGAUUAUUGUUUCAACUGCUAUAGCGACACUUGCUCUUUUUGUUUUAAUGGUUUUUUGUUGCCUAGGUGGCAUUCACCCAAGAGCUAGAUCUCAAUGUGCACAACAGGACAAAAAACCGAAACCCGUUGUCAAUAUAUCCCCCGAGGGCAUUUCAGGUUCUUCACAAGCACCACAAGCUGUUGUAGGAAAUAAAGAUUUAAUUAAUUCUUUUAGCACCAACAAUUUAUCGGCAAAUGUUUCUUCUCAAACACUAGAACUUGGAAAAUUACCACUUCCGCCAGGAAGAAGCGCUCCUCCACCACCACUACCAGCAGCUCCACCACCGCUACCGCCGCCAGCGCCUCCACCGCCAAUGCCACCGGCCCCAAAAGCACCACCGCCACCGCCACCCCGAAAUGGUCCCCUCCCGCCUGCUCCACCAAAACCAGGUGCUAUGAAAAAGCCACCUGGCCCACCUCUGCCUAAAAGAGGGCAUCUCGCUUCUGGAGAUGAAAAGGGUAUUUCUGGAAAUUCAAGUGGUAACAAAACAAAGUUGAAGCCGUUUUUCUGGGACAAAGUGAAUUAUGCUCCCAAUCGAUCCAUGGUUUGGCGUGAACUUAAUGCAGGAUCAUUUCAAUUCAACGAAGAGAUGAUGCAAAGUCUGUUUGGUUAUUCUUCUACAAACCAAAACAAGGGCGAAACUGUAAAAUCCGCAUCAACUCAACCAAAAUUGAUCCAAAUUAUCGAUCCCAAAAAAGCACAAAAUUUGUCGAUUGUUCUAAAAGCAUUAAGCGCGACAAUAGAAGAUGUCUGUAAAGCUGUCACAGAAGGUAGCAUGCUUCGUGUAGAGUUAAUUACAAGUUUAAUAAAAAUGCCACCAACACAAGAAGAAGAGCUAAAGCUUCGAUUAUAUCAAGGUGACCUGGCACUUAUUACUCCAGCUGAUCGAUUCCUUAAAAUUUUGGUUGAAGUCCCUUUUGUGUAUAAACGUCUUGAAGCUUUGUUGUUUAUGAGUUCUCUUCAUGAAGAAUCUUCUCCACUUAAAACUGCGUUUCUCACUUUAGAGGUAGCUUGCACAAAGCUAAAAAACAGUAGGCUCUUCCUAAAACUUCUUGAAGCUGUUUUAAAAACGGGUAACCGUAUGAAUGUUGGGACAUAUCGUGGUGGGGCCCAAGCAAUCAAACUUGAUUCCCUUUUAAAACUUUCGGAUGUCAAGGGGACAGAUGGAAAAACCACAUUAUUAACAUUUGUAGUUCAAGAAAUCAUCCAAUCCGAAGGAAUAAAAUCCGCGCGUUCUUCACACAUUAAAACAAAUGAUCAAAGCGAUGAAUAUUAUCGAAAACUUGGUCUCGAGGUUGUUUCUAAAUUAAGUAAUGAGCUUUCGGAUGUGAAAAAAGCAGCAAUUAUUGAUGGUGAUCACAUUACAUCAACGGUUUUAAAAUUAGAAAACAUGUUGAAAAAAACAAGAGAUUUGAUCGAUGAUGAGUUGAGUAAAACGGAAGGUGCUAUGGAGUUUUGUGAGACUUUUAAUGGUUUUAUGGAGCAUGCGGAAAGUGAGAUUGUGUGGAUGUUAGAAGAGGAGAAGAGGAUAAUGAUGAUGGUGAAGAGCACGGGGGAUUUUUUCCAUGGGAACUCGGCGAAAGAUGAAGGGUUGAGAUUGUUUGUUAUUGUUAGGGAUUUUUUGAAAUUGUUGGAUAUAGUGUGUGUUGACAUUAAGAAAAAUAAUGAGAAGAAUAGUAAAAAGAAAAAUAUCCCCUUGGGAAAAAGGGUACCCCCGGGCCCACAGAGUCGACAACUGUCGUGGUCGAGUGUCCGGGAUAAAUUGUUUCCGGCUAUGAAAGAUAAAAAGAUGGAUUCUUCGAGUUCGGAUGAUGAUGAUGAUGACAUGUCUCCUUAAUGAGCUUAAUAGGAGUUUAAUCUGACAACAUAUAACGCGAAAAGGCUUGCUUCUACUUCAUUAAGAAGUUAUGAAGAUUAUACGAGUUGAUAAAAUUAUGGAAAUGAUGAAAGACAUGAGAUUGAACAAGCUUUCUAUGGUUAUUUGAUGACAAGGAUGAGGGAAUUUAUGUCUUUUACACAAACGAGAGAUCGAAAUCGAGUCACUCACUCGCAUUUUGUUCCAUGUUUUUUGCGUGUGAAAAAAAUUGCAUUUUUUGUACAAUCGAAACUUACUUUCAGUUUGGUGAAUGCCACCUAUACUAUAAAGGCAUUUGUUUCGUUACGUCCUACAUAACAAAACAUGGGCUACAUAUUGAAGAAGACGAGGAAAAAAAAUAAUGUUUGAGGUAAAUUAGUUUAUUUUUAUGUAUAACAUGUAAAUUUAAUUGUCAUUGUGCUAGUCUUAGGGUCUAAAUAUUCUUAUUUGUAACAAAUCCAACCUCUUUGUAUUUGUUUAAUGAUAAUUUUUGAUCUUUUAUGCUUA
Messenger RNA from Lactuca sativa (garden lettuce), 3586 nucleotides. Its product is annotated as formin-like protein 3. Gene Ontology annotation, molecular function: actin filament binding. The record is from RefSeq and is a predicted model, not a curated record. Lineage: Eukaryota; Viridiplantae; Streptophyta; Magnoliopsida; Asterales; Asteraceae. Gene Ontology annotation, biological process: actin cytoskeleton organization; actin nucleation.